Clupea harengus (Atlantic herring) is the source of this 3217-nucleotide messenger RNA. RefSeq names its product glycoprotein nmb (gene gpnmb). Gene Ontology annotation, biological process: cell adhesion. Gene Ontology annotation, cellular component: plasma membrane. Lineage: Eukaryota; Metazoa; Chordata; Actinopteri; Clupeiformes; Clupeidae. The record is from RefSeq and is a predicted model, not a curated record. Gene Ontology annotation, molecular function: integrin binding.
AGGAGAGGGUGGAAAGGUGCACGAGAGCCCGUGUGAUCAGACGCCACAAGAGGGAUCCGGGUGUGGAUGCAGGAGUUCUUUCGCGGAGAUCACGGAAUAAGACACAGGACGGUGAAUUUCCCGCUGCCCGAGGAACCAUGGAAGGUUUAAGAUAUGUUUGCUUACUGGUCUGUGCAUUUGUCGUCGCUCAAGUCGAGGGGAUGACAUUCAAGGACAUGUUUCCUCAUAAACACCUAGGCAAGUUUCCCAUCCCGUUCCCCAUCCCAGGAUGGGACCCGGACACGAUCCCCUGGAUCGACAAACUCUACCCGCCUCUAAAACCAGAACUCUUCCAAAAGCAUGGAACGCCGCCACCGACGAUUCGCCUGACGAGUGACAGUCCCGCCAUGAACGGCUCGAGCAUGACCUUCACGGCGGCGAUCGAACAUGCCCCGUGCACGAAGGAGGACGCCAACGGGGACCUGGUCUACGACCAGCACUGUGAAGACGCCAACGGUCAGGUGCGCUCGGGGUACGUGUAUAACUGGACGGCGUGGAUGGACGACUACGGCUUUGGGAAGUGCACAGACGUGAAGCUCUGUAAUGUGUUCCCAGACGGCAAACCCUUCCCUCAGAGCAACGACUACCGACGCAAGGGCUACGUCUACGUCUGGCACACCAUGGGUCAGUACUUUGAGACGUGUGACGGCUCCUCCUCCCACCUGACCCUGAACACGACCGGAUGGAACUUUGGCGCCGGCGUCAUGGAGGUUCUGGUGUACAGGAAACGCGAGCUCAGAAAGUACACGCCCAUGGCCACCGACAACCACGUGUUCUUCGUCACUGAUAAGAUUCCUAUCGCAGUGAACUUGACCCAGAAGCUGGCUGUAAAUAUCACAGAGAAGGAUGUGUUUGUGCGCGGCUCCGACGUGGUCUUCCAGGUGAAUGUCCACGACCCUAGUAACUACCUGAAGACGGCAGACGCUGUGGACUACAUCUGGGACUUCCGUGAUGGCAACCAGCUGGUCACCCAUAGUAAUGUGGCCACCCAUGCCUACCGCGCCCUUGGCAACGUCUCCGUCAAGCUGACCGUGGAGGCGGCAUUCCGCACACCCUGCCCUCCACCCACUCCCACACCUAUGCACCACGUCACCAUUCCUCCCACCAAAGCUGCCCCUCCUGUAACUCAUGCUGUCACUAGCAAAGUGCAGACCACCCCUCGAGCUCCAUCAACCCCUCCCCCUGCCCCACCCACCACUGCGGUUCCCGUGACGACGGCCUACGUGACUGACCCGCUGCCGACCGACCCGUUUGCGACGGCCGCCGUCACCGGAACCCUGCCUCCGAUGCUCAGCCCCACGCCGGGAUGGCCCACGCUGCCAUCCAUGUUCCGUCAGGGAUCCAACUCUGAGUGCUUCCGCUACAUGUACGGAACGUUUGAGGCCGAGCUGAACAUCAUCGAACCUUUGCCCAACAUGAUGCAGAGUGAGCCUCCCAGCAGGAUUUUAGAGGUGUCCGCUGCCAAGAUGACGAACAGCACCGUCAACUUCCUCGUCACAUUCCUGGGAAGCAACCCCACCUCGGCCUGCACAGUCGUGUCGGACGCCACCUGCCACCAGGUAAAGAGCAUCAAGUGUGACGACGUUCCCAUGGUGCCCAUGGGUUGCCAGGUAAUCCUGAGACGCACCUUCCACGAGCCUGGCACCUACUGCGUCAACAUCAUCCUGGAAGAUGACAAGAGCAGAUCCCUGGCAACCACCACCGUGACCAUCGACAAGAGCACCGACAAGGUGUCCAAGUCCUCGCGUGCCGCCGAGGUAGUUCUGUCCUCCAGUGCUGUGUUGGUGGCCGUCUUUGCCUUCAUCGCGUUCAUGGUGUACAAGCGCUACAAAGUGUACCGGCCUGUGCGACGUUCCCUGGUGGAAGACGCAGGAGAACCCGCAAGGGUCGGAGGUCACCUGGAGAGGCUUAGGACGGCCCUCUUCCCAGCCGAUGAGGAGCGGAGUCGCCUGCUGACAGACAGGCGCCCUCUGUAGGCCACAUCGAGGAACAGCACAUGGGGGAAUAGAGUGCAUGACUGAGUUCACCUACUGUGCAAUACAUGGGAGGCUAUUAUAUAUGAACCAGCAGCAGUGAGUUAGGAUACAUAGCUGGAUUAAUGAAGUACACUUGCUGUUUUUCACUUAAGUUAAUUUCACUUGGGUGAAUAAUAUAUUAAAAGGGGUAACAAAUAAUUGCUCUGGCUGACUGUUGCACUAUUUGUACCAGGUAGGCCUACUUCCUCUUAUGUUGCCCAACUUUUCAUUGGUCCACGAGCAAAAGCUCCUUCCUGUCAGUGAUGCAUUGUGGGUAUGAUAUAGUAUGGCAACUUUAGUAAGUGUCAGACAUUUCACACUACACAUUCCACUGAGUAUUCCAUAUCUGCAUGUCACCUUUACAUUGUGAACAUACUACUUGCUUAAUCGUACUGAAGUAGAGUAUUCGAAUAGGUAGACAUAGUCUAACUGAUAGUGUAACUGUUACAUUAACAACAAUACUGCUUUAAUGUGAUGGCAUACGAGAUCGAAUAACGGACUAUUCGACCAUAACCAAGCCAUGGUUAUGGUUGAAUAGUCGGAUUCUCUUAGCACCGCGGUUGUCUUUCUGUCCUUAUACAUUCUCCUUAACAUAUUUCCCCGACCUCAUGACGUUUUCCAAUGAGGUCAAGGAAAAGUCGUUAGCAAAAGACGAUAGCAGAGACUAUCUGACCGUAGCCUUUGUGUGUGUGUGUGUGUGUGUGUGUGUGUGUGUACACGACGCGUUACUGACCACCUCUGGACUUCUGAAAGAGGAGAACAUUAGCAUGCCAGCAUUAGCCUUACCCAAACACUCUUUCCCAAGAGGUAAAACCAGCAGAGAAUGAAUGUUUUUUUCUGAAAUGCUUAAGUGCUUGUUUUUUUUAACUGAAGCUAUUAAUGCCAAAGGCUGUAUUGGUGAGUACAUUUAUUUAGUCUGAUCUGUUACAUUGCCGGCACGAGAGACUUUACUCCUCUAUCGGCAAAAUUACCUGCGCAUGUACAACUGUUUUAUUUACAUUUGCCUUCGAAGAUCUUUACAAAAAGUUUAAAACCUAUAAUAAAAUAUUGACACCUAUACUAAUUAAAAUAUAUUAUUUUUAAGUGUUUUUCUAUGUGUAAUGCUGGAACAAUUCUGGAAAGUUUUGUCACUUAGAUAGUUCUAAUAAAAGAUUCUAAACCAA